Symbiodinium sp. CCMP2592 is the source of this 2445-nucleotide messenger RNA. NCBI's taxonomy places the organism in Eukaryota, Dinophyceae, Suessiales, Symbiodiniaceae. The record is from the annotation of a GenBank genome assembly.
AUGGCUUUCCGCCGACUCGUGGCUGCCUCCGCAGUUGCCGUGUGCUCCGCACGGCUGACAAGGUGGGAGAGCCACGGGGAGUUGAUGGAUGAGGAGGCAUUGAAGGAGAAGGCUUUCUCCCAGGAUUUGAUCGAUGCCGUGAACUCGGCUGAGGGUUCAACAUGGACGGCAGGCGAGAACAUCCGCUUUGCAGGCGCCACUCUGAAAGACGCGAAGAUUCUCAUGGGGACCUUGCAAGACUUGGACAACGGCAGUGUCCUUCCCUACAAGGCCCCCGAGGAUGUCGAGUUGCCAGUGGAGUUUGACUGGCGAACGGACCCGCGAGCGCAGGAUUGCCCCAGCUUGAAGGAGGUCCGCGAUCAGGCGGACUGCGGAUCUUGCUGGGCUUUCGGAAGUGUGGAGGCCAUGACGGAUCGCGUCUGCAUCGCCAGCAAGGGCAAGAAGAAGAUCCACCUUUCCGCCGAGGACGUCACGAGUUGCUGCAACCUCGGUGACAUGGGUUGCAACGGUGGGAUCCCGUCCACCGUCUACAGUUACUACAAGUCUGUGGGCAUCGUGGAUGGUGGAAACUACGGUGACAAGUCCAUGUGCUACUCCUACCAGAUGCAGCCCUGUGCGCACCACUCAGUGUCGCCGCAUUACAAGAACUGCACCGGUGAGGAGCCUACGCCCUCCUGCGCGAGGAAGUGUGUGGACAAUGGUGCAGACUGGAGCAGUAGCAAGCACUACGGCACUGGUGGAUACAGCGUGUGUCAGCAGGGCAGCGGCACAAAUUGCGCCCAAGCGAUGAUGCAGGAGAUCUACACAAAUGGCCCCAUCACCGGCAUGUUUUUCGUGCACCGAAGCUUCCUGUCGUACAAGUCCGGUGUCUACAAGGCCGGCUUCUUCUUCAAAGAUCCCAUGCUGGGUGGCCAUGCCAUCAAGAUCCUGGGUUGGGGCACCGAGAACGGCACGCCCUACUGGCUGGUGGCCAACAGCUGGAAUGCUGAUUGGGGAGAUCAUGGUUUCUUCAAGAUUGAGCGCGGCACUAACCAGUGCCAGAUUGAGAACCCAAUCAUCAACGGCGGUCCGGUUGCGGGCCAACCGAAGCUGCACUUGGAGGAGUUGGUCGAAUUCAAGUGGGCCGAAUUCUUUGCCCGGCGCAUGCGCCAGCAGCCUGUGUGUUUACUGGGGAUUUCAUCGCUGUUCCUAGUUGCUGCGGAUGUGACAGCAUUCGCUGCCGCUGCCAGCGGCGGUGAGCACCAGAUGCGUGUUCGGAGAGCUUUGCUGUUCGCGCAGGGGCUGGCUCUGCAACAUGUGGAGGAGGGCCCACGCGCUUCGCAAGGCGCCCGGGCUUUGGAUCUCCUGAGGACCCGAUGGCCACUGUGGCAGCUGCUGCGCAGUGUCCGCAAGGAGAUGGCUUCUGGCAGCCGAUUCGCACUUCCAGCUCCGCGCCGUGCGGCGCUUCCGGAAACGUCCCUCGAGUUGCCGGAGGAGGAUGUCUAUCUCACUGUGAUCGUCCAGUGCCGAAACGACGACUACGGAGGCAGCAUGCUCCUUCGCUUGAACCGAAUGCUGGCAACAACUGCGACAAUGCUCCACUCAGCUCAAGUGCCAGCUGAGAUCAUUGUCGUGGAAUGGAAUCCACCACUGCACGAACCCCACAUGCGGGAAGCCAUCACGCGUGAGCCUGGUGGAGAGAGCGUACCCAUCCGAGUCAUCCAUGUGCCCACCUCGAUUCACAUGUCCAUGCCUCACCAUAAGGCGCAUCCGAUUUUCGAGCAUACGGCAGAGAACAUAGCAUUCAGACGGGCUCGUGGACAGUUCAUUCUCAAGACGAACAUAGACAACAUUCUCAGUCCGUUUACAGUGAUGUUUAUCGCCAGGAGAGAACUGCAGCCCGAUGUGGUUUAUCGUGCUGCCUACAUGGAGUACGAUGUGACAUGUCCCGAGACAGAGGGCAUGACUGCGAACGAGUUGCUCGAUUGGCUCUUCUCGCGGGAGGACUUGGUGAACAACAUGAACUUGGAGUUGGCAGACCUGAGAGAAAAGUAUCCAGACGACGCCAUGGUGUGCGUGGAGUCUGGACAAGACGUCGCCCAAGGCGAAUUCGAGCACCGACCUUUCUACUGGCCUGGCAGCGGGGACUUUGUGCUCACAAGUAGAAGCUGGGUAUUGGCCGUCCACGGGUAUCCGGAGGUGGCUCAGAAUUGGCAGACUGAUGAUUUGAUUCAUUGUCGACUGCGUGCUGCUGGCGUACGGCAGGUGGUGCUGCAGCCCCCGUGUGUUACGGUCCAUCAGAACCAUCGGCGCAUAAAUCGGGUCCGUGCCAGCACCAGAUGGGUCAUCACAGACCACAACUUCAAAGAGGUUUGUGCCAACCCGUUUCGUCCGAUGCAGACCGAGAUUGGCUUGGAUGACAAUUGGGGCUUCGCAGACUAUGCCUUCGAUGAGUUCGUGCUGUAG